AGGAAAAAAAGAAUAGAGAGAGCAGGCAGCAAAGUGUUAGAAAGAAGAAGAAAAGCAAAGUAACUAACACAUACCUGCAAGCAAAGUGUUUCAAAAGCACUAAUUCCUUUCGAACAAACUAAAAAAAAUUAAAAACUGAUCAUCUCACUCUUUAAUUUUCAUUUGUCAACAAUAAUCAGAUUAUAAUUCUCUGUAAAAUUCCCCCAAAAAAUUGAUUGUUAGAGAAGUAAAAGAUGGAGGAUGAUGUGGUACAGCGAGUGUUAGAAGAAGGCGGACGCGAUUAUUAUCAUCAUCAUCACCAUCAUUUUCAACAACCGCCUCCGCCUUCAACUUCUUCCGCUUCGUCUUCCUCUUCAAUUCUUCAAUCGCUCCCUCUUCACGUGUCUUUUGAUCAUGGAUAUUUCGUGUUGGUUAAAUCUAUUCAAGAGCUUAGAGAGAAAAAGAAGGGUUUUGUUACUGUCGGGAUUGGUGGUCCCAGUGGCUCUGGUAAAACUAGCUUAGCAGAGAAGGUGGCGUCUGUGAUCGGUUGCACUGUCAUUUCGAUGGAGAAUUAUCGCGUUGGAGUUGACGAUGGGAAUGAUUUGGAUUCCAUUGAUUUUGAUGGAUUGGUCCAAAAUCUUGAGGAGUUGAUAGAUGGUAAAGAUAUAGUAAUACCUGUGUUUGAUUACCAACAAAAGAAACGAGUCGGUUCAGAAGCAAUAAAGAGUGCUGCAUCUGGGGUGGUAAUAGUUGAUGGUACAUAUGCUUUGCAUGCAAAAUUGCGCUCUUUGUUGGAUAUUCGGGUGGCUGUGGUUGGUGGAGUUCAUUUUAGUCUUCUUUCCAAAGUUCAAUAUGACAUUGGUGAUUCAUGUUCAUUGGAUUAUCUCAUCGAUAGCAUUUUCCCAUUGUUCAGAAAACACAUUGAGCCUGAUCUUCAUCAUGCACAGAUUCGGAUAAACAACAGUUUUGUCUCUUCAUUUAGAGAUUUAAUUUACAAGCUGAAAUGCAGGAGUGAGUUUCCAGAUGUGUCUGUUUAUGCCUUUCAAGGAGCAAAACCACAGAAAGAUAUUUUUAUUGAGAUGUACCUUAGGGCUCCUUCAGCCAGUGAAGUAGCCCGGAUCAAUGAAUGGAUUAAGGUGAGGCAAUCUGGUAUCAGAUACUAUUUGUCACUUGGGGACCAGCGAAUUGUUGACAAAAAUUUCAUUAUCAGGCCAAAAGCUGAGUUUGAGGUCGGGAGAAUGACUCUUGGUGGUUUGUUGGAUUUGGGUUACACUGUUGUAGUUAGUUACAAACGAGAAUCUACUUUUGUUAGUCGUGGCGAUCUUUCUUUGUCAAUGGAAACUAUUGAUGCUCUUGGUGAGACAUUUACAGUGCUGAGGGGGAGAGAUAGGAAAAUUGUUGGAGCAGAAGCAUUGAAGUUGGGUAUUGAUGGACCAUGGAUCACCAAAUCAUAUCUGGAAAUGUUUCUUGACAAAAUGAAUAAUGAGAAAAAAGAUUUACCACGUCUGAGUACACCACCGCCAUUAUUUAGUACUUCCACCAGUAAUCAGGAAAGACAGAUUGCUGCUCCAAAGCCUAUUCGUACUACUUCAAAUCUUGUUAUCGGGCUUGAGGAUUUAUCUCAGCCAUGGACUCGCUCCCCAACAAAAUCUCAAAUGGAACCUGUUGUAGCAUCUUGGAGUUUCAUAUCAUUGGAUCAAACACGCACUAGCUCAGCUGUAGAUCCUUCCUCUUUCAGGGAUAAUAUGAAGCUUGUUCCAAUGCCUGAUUCAUUCGAUUUGGAUAGGGGACUUCUUCUUGCUGUUCAAGCUAUACAGGCGUUAUUGGAGCACAAAGGUUCUCCUGUCAUAGUUGGAAUUGGAGGUCCAAGUGGAUCUGGAAAAACUAGCCUGGCCCACAAAAUGGCAAAUAUUGUUGGAUGUGAAGUAGUUUCCCUCGAAAGUUACUUUAUAUCUGAACAGGUGAAGGAUUUUAAGCACGAUGAUUUUCGCUCUCUUGAUCUGUCCUUGCUUGCAAAGAAUAUUAACGACAUAAGGCACGGUAAGGUAACUAAAGUACCCAUAUUUGAUUUGGAGACUGGUGCUCGUAGCGGCUUCAAGGAACUUGUAGUUUCAGAAGACUCUGGAGUGAUUGUUUUUGAAGGGGUUUAUGCCUUGCACCCAGAAAUUCGAAAAUCCCUUGACUUUUGGAUUGCUGUUGUUGGGGGUGUUCAUUCACAUCUGAUUUCUCGAGUUCAAAGAGACAAAAGUAAAGUGGGGUGUCUCAUGUCUCAAAAUGAGAUCAUGAUGACAGUAUUUCCAAUGUUCCAGCAGUAUAUUGAACCACAUCUUGUUCAUGCUCAUCUCAAAAUUCGGAACGACUUUGACCCUGUGCUUUCCCCUGAGAGUUCUUUAUUUGUGUUGAAGAGCAAUAAGCAAGUUUCUGAUCAAGAUAUAUUAAAGAUACUUGAUUCGGUAAAAUUUUGCAGUUCCGUACAGAAUUUUAUUGACAUAUACUUGAAGCUCCCUGGAAUUCCCGUUAAUGGGAAGUUGGCAGAAAAUGACUGUAUUCGUGUUAGAAUUUGUGAGGGGAGAUUUGCUUUGCUUAUAAGAGAGCCUAUAAGAGAAGGAAAUUUCAUUAUUCAACCUAAAGUGGAUUUCGAUAUUAGCAUCAGUACCGUUGCUGGUCUUCUUAAUCUUGGCUAUCAGGCUGUAGCUUACAUUGAAGCUUCUGCAUUUAUCUACCAAGAUGGAAAGAUUCUCGUCGAGGUUGACCAUAUACAAGAUGCCCCCAGUCCUUAUUUACAGAUAAAAGGUGUUAGUAAAGAAGCUGUGGCUGCUGCUGGUUCAACCCUUGAACUAGAUGGCUCUUAUACAACUAAGAGUUACCUGCAAAUCAUUUUGGAGAGCUCACCCGCAGUUGAAAGAAAUUCCAGUGGAAUUCCUAUCCAACAAAGUGCAAGGUUGCAGGACCUUGUGGAAUUUAUUCAGUCUCAGGGUAAUAGCUCUGCUUCAGAAUCCUCACAAACAAGGGAGACGUCUCCUAUAGAUAGCAUAAUUGAAGACAUGCAGUCUAGAAUCAAGAGGCUGGAAAGAUGGCAGACCAUCAACACGGUGCUAUGGACAUUUUUGAUGUCUGCCUUGGUCGGUUAUUCACUUUAUCAAAGGAAACGCCAAUGAACAAUUUCUUGAAUCAAGAUGUACCAAAUGGUAGAUAGAUCCCUUUCGAAACAGGCAUCGUCAUCUUUGGUUAAUCCUGCCAAUGGCCGAGUCUAACAGAAUUUUCUGACAAGGAUUUCGUCGAUUUCUGAUUCAAGCAUAACUUAUACCCAACAAGGCAAGAACCACAACAUUUGUUUUGGUAUUUUUUCCUUUAUAUUUAGUUUCUUAUAAAAUUCAUGUAACAGAGAACAGAAUUUAGUGCUCCCUUUUGUAAAUACUUCCAUGGGAGGAGUUUAGAAUAGGAAUAGGAGCAACAUGGUUUUCUUUUUCCAUCCUCAUUGUAAUUUCUCUAACAUAAGUUCAUCAAAUCCUUUACAAUUUUUUUGGA
This is a messenger RNA of Mercurialis annua (annual mercury), 3507 nucleotides long. RefSeq lists its product as uncharacterized. Lineage: Eukaryota; Viridiplantae; Streptophyta; Magnoliopsida; Malpighiales; Euphorbiaceae. Gene Ontology annotation, cellular component: cytoplasm. The transcript is spliced from 26 exons. Gene Ontology annotation, molecular function: ATP hydrolysis activity; kinase activity; ATP binding. The record is from RefSeq and is a predicted model, not a curated record. Bases 234 to 3137 code for a protein of 967 amino acids.